Messenger RNA from Funneliformis caledonium, 466 nucleotides. NCBI's taxonomy places the organism in Eukaryota, Fungi, Glomeromycota, Glomeromycetes, Glomerales, Glomeraceae. The record is from the annotation of a GenBank genome assembly.
CAAUUGUAGUGAUACCUCAGAAAAUAUGGAAAGAGAUCAAAAUGAUACUAUCAUAGUACCUUUUCAGAGAAGUAAUGAAAGCUCCCCAGGGAUGACACUUCUAGUAGCAAUGUAUGGAUCAUCAUCAGGAACUACCACACCCACACCUCAACCACCAUCUAAUAUACCAUCUUAUGUAGAAAAUGUUCAACAAUUAGUAGCCUCAACAUUAUCCAAUAAUCAAUCAUCAAAGCCAUCAAAUUUAAGGGUAACAACUCCAUCAGUAGGAAAUAUAAAUACAACCUAUCUACAACCUCUAGUUUCACAACUGCAAAUUGGCAACUAUUCUCGAUCAACUAGCACAACAACUUCUCAGUCAGUACCUAGCAGUCAACCGUCAAAUAAUAUAAACACCUCUCAGCCAAUACUUACACCUCAACCAGCUAUAGUACCAAUAGGAGGAAACAAUAACAAUGCCUACCUUUAA